Molecule: messenger RNA, 1856 nt
Organism: Uloborus diversus
Lineage: Eukaryota; Metazoa; Arthropoda; Arachnida; Araneae; Uloboridae
Product: receptor-interacting serine/threonine-protein kinase 4-like
Exons: 7
Coding region: 91-1440 (449 amino acids)
Molecular function (GO): protein binding
Source: RefSeq, a predicted model, not a curated record
UUCAGAGCUCCAAAAUUCAGGAUACUCUCAAAAAGAGAAAAAAGGAACUCGAGUACUUCCACGAAAGUGAAAGAUCAAAUUAAAGUCGAGAUGAACUCGGCUGAAGAAGCAGUCAGUGCUGUUUUAAGACUUGCCCAGGAAAAUGCCGAGCUUCGAGCACUCUCCGAGAAGACGGCUCUCGAGAAUGAGGAACUGAGAAGGGCUCUCGGCAAGGCCCAGCUUGACCUUGAAAUCUCCAACACAAGGUGCAGGGAAUUGGAGGCAAAAUUACGAUCCCAGGCCACGAAUGCAGGCCUCCAAAAAGGGGAGACUGGCAAGGAACAGCAGGGGAGUGGCCGAGGAGCAGAUGGGGAGCUGCCAUCGACGUCCAAGCGUCAAUCCCCAGAUGGCGAAGGACAACCUCCCAAGAGACGCCGGCCGGAGGACGGAGGUGCGUCGGAGACGAACCGGAGAGAGUGGACCGCGUUGCAUCGUGCAGCAAUGGACGGAGACACGGAGAGGAUCAGGGCGCUGCUGGACGGAGGAUGGAACACGAGGGCGAGGGAUCCAUGGGGAAGGACGCCCCUCCACCUGGCCCUGUGGAAUGGGAAGGAGGCCGCGGCAGAGCUGCUGGUGAAUGCGGACUGCAUCACGGAUCUCGUGGAUAACUACAGUCGCACACCUCUGCAUCGCGCUGCCGGGAGUGGGUGUGUGAAUAUCGUCCGUAUGCUGCUCGUAGGGGGAGCAGACGGAAGUGCGAAAGACAGAGAUGGAUGGACGCCCCUCCAUGUUGCCUUGUCCUGGGGGAAGGAGGCCGCGGCGGAGGUGCUGCUGGAGGCCGCCCCCGAAUGCGACGGGCCGGACCGUUGUGGCCGCACCCCCCUCCACCUAGCUGCGGCAGAAGGUCUCCCGCGGAUAGUUCAAUCUUUGCUGUCGAGGGGUGCGCGCUUGAAGGCUAAAGCUAGAGAUGGACACUGUCCCCUGCGCCAUGCCCUGAUGCGUGGACAGGGCGGUGUGGCGAGAGUGCUCCUGGCGACGUACGCCUGGAAUAAUAUCGAGGUACAUUGGGAAGAGAUGCGGCUCUCGAAGGAUAAGGAGGAGCGCGGCGUCCGGCUGCUCUCCGAGUGCGAGGCCGAGAUGAGGGAUGCCCGGGUGGAGGGUUCCCGCCUCUCCCUCCGCGACCUCGCCCGCCGACACCCCUCCCGCCUGGCCCGGCGCCUCUCCGACGAGGCGAUCCGGCGGCUCUCGGACCGGGACCUCCUGGCGCGGGACUUCCCGCUUUUCGGCGACCUCCUCCUCGUCCGGCUGGGGGAGGUCCGGGAGAGGAGGGCCCUGGAGGACCGCUUCCUGCGCUGCUUCCCCCUCCUCUGCCGGCCCCUGCCCCCCACCUGCACCGACGUCCUCCUCGCGUGCCUGGCGGACGACGACCUGAGGCACUUCGCCCGAGCGGCGGAGCUCUAGUCCCCGGCGAAAAAGAAAAUAAAGAUCAGGACUUGAACUGUAUGAAUCUUUUGUUUUUGAAUGUGCCCGAGAUAGUUGACUGAACUUUAUCUGCUGUUUUCGUAAACAAACCCAUUUGUCUUGUCAAGAUGAUUAUUCUGAGACACCUUUCAAAUAGCUUUGUACAUCAUGUGCGAAAUGCUUUGUGUGUAUGAAUCACGUAAUAAAAGGAAUAUUCAAGCCAUUGAUAAAUUCUCUUUGUACCCUAUUGGCACGAAAGAAAUAGAGUGAGCCGAAAAUUUUAACCCAGCUUAAAAACUCAGAAAGACAUCCAAAUGGCUCGAUGCGUAAUCGGGGGAUAUUCCGAUAAUUGGGGAUCUGGUGCGGUGGUCUCAUUUUCGGGGUGAAUAUUUUUUUUUUUUUUUUUGUAAGAUGCC